CACCGCCAACCUAACAUCAACAUCCAUCCAUCCCACCCCCCAACCUAAACCGCUUCGUCUUAUCCCUUCGACUCCACUCCGCCGUCGCCCACACCGAUUCACCGUUGAUCACAGCGCGCGAUAAGGAGAGUGCUUCGCUGCAUCGCUCCUCCAUCUUCUGUCACCUCCGUCGUCGAGCUCUUAGCCUAGCAUCAAGCCCGCGACUCGUCCUGCAACCCGUCUGGGGCGCCAUCAGUCAACAACAUGGUGACGGGAACUAUCAAGUGCGUAGUCGUCGGUGACGGUGCCGUUGGAAAGACAUGUCUCCUCAUCAGCUAUACAACAAAUAAGUUCCCCUCGGAAUAUGUGCCGACAGUUUUCGACAACUAUGCCGUCACCGUCAUGAUCGGUGAUGAGCCCUACACGCUCGGCCUGUUCGAUACUGCAGGACAAGAAGAUUACGACCGUUUACGUCCGCUAUCAUACCCCCAGACCGACGUCUUUCUUAUCUGCUUCAGCGUUGCAUCGCCCGCCUCGUUCGAAAACGUGUCCCAGAAAUGGGCCCCCGAAGUCAACCACCACUGCCCCGGCGUGCCCUUCCUCAUCGUCGGAACGCAGAAGGAUUUGCGCUCCGACAAGGAACUGAGGGACAAGCUUGCCCAGCGCAAGCAGUCAAUGAUAGAGUUCAAGCAGGGAGAGAAGCUUGCCCAGGAUCUUGACGCCGUCAAGUACGUCGAGUGCAGUGCGCUGACGCAGGAAGGACUCAAGAACGUGUUUGAUGAGGCCAUCGUUGCGGCACUGGAGCCGCCUCAGAAAAAGACAAGUAAAAGGGACAAGAAGUGCUUGAUUCUGUGAGACCGGGAUACUCCUGCAGUGAGGAAUG
Molecule: messenger RNA, 862 nt
Organism: Neurospora tetraspora
Lineage: Eukaryota; Fungi; Ascomycota; Sordariomycetes; Sordariales; Sordariaceae
Product: cell division control protein 42
Exons: 4
Coding region: 244-834 (196 amino acids)
Biological process (GO): Cdc42 protein signal transduction; establishment or maintenance of cell polarity; endocytosis
Molecular function (GO): GTPase activity; GTP binding; protein kinase binding
Source: RefSeq, a predicted model, not a curated record